This is a messenger RNA of Nycticebus coucang (slow loris), 2465 nucleotides long. It is a transcript of the gene MELK, whose product is annotated as maternal embryonic leucine zipper kinase. Gene Ontology annotation, biological process: microtubule cytoskeleton organization; protein phosphorylation; intracellular signal transduction. Gene Ontology annotation, molecular function: protein serine/threonine kinase activity; tau-protein kinase activity; ATP binding. The transcript has 18 exons. Lineage: Eukaryota; Metazoa; Chordata; Mammalia; Primates; Lorisidae. The record is from RefSeq and is a predicted model, not a curated record. The coding region runs from base 166 to 2121 and encodes 651 amino acids. Gene Ontology annotation, cellular component: cytoplasm.
GAAGCGGCUGGAACUCCACGUUCGAAAAGCUGCUUAGGAACGUUUCGCACCCGCCGUUUUGCUCCAGACGGUCGGCAGGCACUUCUGUCCUGUCCGGCCCCGCGCCGCCCGGCCCUCUGCCCCUCAGGUUCAUUUUUAAAUUUGGAAUAAACUUCUAGGAGGACUAUGAAAGAUUACGAUGAACUUCUCAAAUACUAUGAAUUAUAUGAAACUAUUGGGACAGGUGGCUUUGCAAAGGUCAAACUUGCCUGCCAUAUACUUACUGGAGAAAUGGUAGCUAUAAAAAUCAUGGAUAAAAGUGCACUAGGGAGUGAUUUGCCCCGGAUCAAAACGGAGAUUGAUGCCUUGAAGAACCUUAGACAUCAGCAUAUAUGUCAACUCUACCAUGUGCUAGAGACAGCUAACAAAAUAUUCAUGGUUCUUGAGUACUGCCCUGGAGGAGAGCUGUUUGAUUAUAUAAUUUCCCAGGAUCGCCUGUCAGAAGAGGAAACCCGAGUUGUGUUCCGUCAGAUAGUAUCUGCUGUUGCUUAUGUGCACAGUCAAGGCUAUGCUCACCGGGACCUCAAACCAGAAAAUUUAUUGUUUGAUGAAUAUCAUAAAUUAAAGCUGAUUGACUUCGGUCUGUGUGCAAAACCUAAGGGUGACAAAGAUUACCAUCUACAGACAUGCUGCGGAAGUCUUGCUUAUGCAGCACCUGAAUUAAUACAAGGGAAAUCGUAUCUUGGGUCAGAGGCUGAUGUGUGGAGCAUGGGUAUACUCUUAUAUGUACUUAUGUGUGGAUUUCUACCAUUUGAUGAUGAUAAUGUCAUGGCUUUAUAUAAGAAGAUUAUGAGAGGAAAAUAUGAUGUUCCCAAGUGGCUUUCUCCCAGUAGCAUUCUGCUCCUUCAACAAAUGCUGCAGGUGGACCCAAAGAAACGGAUUUCUGUGAAAAAUCUAUUGAACCAUCCCUGGAUCAUGCAAGAUUACAACUGUCCUGUUGAGUGGCAAAGCAAGAAUCCUUUUAUUCACCUUGAUGACGAUUGUGUAACAGAACUUUCUGUACAUCACAGAAACAACAGGCAGACAAUGGUGGACUUAAUUUCAUUGUGGCAAUAUGAUCACCUCACAGCUACCUAUCUUCUGCUUCUAACCAAGAAGGCUCGAGGAAAACCAGUUCGUUUAAGGCUUCCUUCUUUUUCCUGUGGACAAGUCAGUGCUUUCCCAUUCAUAGAUGUCAAGUCAAAGAAUCUGAGUCUGGAAGAUGUGACCACAAGUGAUGAAAGGAAUGUAGCUGUAUUAUUAGACUAUGAAUGGCAUGAAGAUAAUUUAUCAACAGGUGUGUCUACUCCCCAAACACCACAGUUUAUCAGGCACUGGACAGGAUCAAAUGGGGUGGAAUCUAAAUCAUUAACUCCAGUAUUAUGUAGAGCAUCUGCAAAUAAAUUAAAGAACAAAGAGAAUGUAUAUACUCCUAAGUCUGCUGUAAAGAAUGAAGAGUACUUUGUAUUUCCUGAGCCAAAGACUCCAGCCAAUAAGAACCAGAGUAAAAGAGAAAUACUUACCACACCAAAUUGUUAUACCACACCCUCAAAAGCUAGAAACAAGUACCUGAAGGAAACCCCAAUUAAAACACCAGUAUAUUCAACAGGAACAGACAAGUUAAUGGCAGGUGUCAUUAGCCCUGAAAGGCGGUGCCGCUCAGUAGAACUAGAUCUCAACCAAGCACAUAUGGAGGAUACUCCAAAGAGAAAAGGAGCCAAAGUGUUUGGGAGCCUUGAAAGGGGACUGGAUAAGGUGAUCACUGUGCUUACCAGGAGCAAAAAGAAGGGCUCUGCUAAAGAUGAGCCACGAAGACUAAAGCUUCACUAUAAUGUGACUACAACCAAAUUAGUGAAUCCAGAUCAACUCUUGAAUGAAAUAAUGUCUAUUCUUCCAGAGAAGCAUGUUGACUUUGUACAGAAGGGUUAUACACUGAAGUGUCAAACACAGUCAGAUUUUGGCAAAGUGACAAUGCAGUUUGAACUAGAAGUGUGCCAGCUUCAAAAACCUGAUGUGGUGGGUAUCAGGAGGCAGCGGCUUAAGGGCGAUGCCUGGGUAUACAAGAGGUUGGUGGAAGACAUCCUGGCUAGCUGCAAGGUAUAAUGGAUAGGUGGUUUCCAUCCUGCUGGAUGCAUGUAGGUGUGACGUAGCCUAUAAGGGUGGUUCGUAUGAUCGGUUUGAUUUUAAAGUCUGUUGGAGCUACAAACUUAUUUCAAAAGGGCGAUCUUAAAACCAAUAUCUUUUUGUUUUUAAACAAAAGAUAUUAUUUUGUGGAUGAAUCUAACGCAAGCGCAUUUGUUUUUAUCUGUUACUCUUUUUAAAUCAUGUGGCUUUGUAUAUUAAUAAUUGUUGACUUUCCUAGAUUCACUUCCAUACGUGAAUGUAAGCUCUUAACUCUGUCUCUUUUUAAUGUAUAAUUUCUUUCUGAAAUAAAACCAUUUGUGAAU